UGAUACCAUAAAUAAGGCUAAUGAUGAGACAAAGCCUCAAAUUUCCAAUUCUUCAAGAUCAACUAAUAUGAAGUCUUCUAUCAGUGAAGAUAGUCAUGCUGAUAUCUCACAAAUCAUAGAGACUAAAGAUUCUUCAGAAGAAGCCACCUCUAAAACCAAUUUCAUUGAAAACGAUCAAAGUCAUGUGACUAAAACAGAAAUGGUCGGAAUAUUACCUGUUGGGGUGAUGUUUAUGUAUCCAAUCCUUGCUUUUUUGAUAAUUGUAGUGAUAUGGCUUGUGGUUGUGAGGCAUAUAAGAGAUAUUGCCAACAUGCCUCACAUCCUUGCAAUCAAAAACUGA
This is a messenger RNA of Entrophospora candida, 340 nucleotides long. Lineage: Eukaryota; Fungi; Glomeromycota; Glomeromycetes; Entrophosporales; Entrophosporaceae. The record is from the annotation of a GenBank genome assembly.